AUUUAUUUUUACUUACACAGAUAUUACUUUGCAUUCUCACGCGCUCUUCGUUUUCUCUCGGAUCCCUUACCAUUGCCCUUGUCCUUCUCCUCUCUCGCGUUAGAGUUUUCCUUCGAUAUCCAGCGGUCUCUCGACCGUGAGGCUCUCGGCCGCCGGUUCCAAUUUCCUUCGACUGAUCGCGGGUGGCAAUCCGGCUAAUCCGAACGAUCCGCCAUGUUCCUGGUUGAUUGGUUCUACGGCGUACUUGCCUCGCUGGGGCUGUGGCAGAAGGAGGCCAAGAUCCUCUUCCUUGGGCUGGAUAACGCCGGGAAGACGACGCUCCUCCACAUGCUCAAGGACGAG
This is a messenger RNA of Dendrobium catenatum, 342 nucleotides long. RefSeq names its product GTP-binding protein SAR1. NCBI's taxonomy places the organism in Eukaryota, Viridiplantae, Streptophyta, Magnoliopsida, Asparagales, Orchidaceae. The record is from RefSeq and is a predicted model, not a curated record. Gene Ontology annotation, molecular function: GTP binding; GTPase activity. Gene Ontology annotation, biological process: endoplasmic reticulum to Golgi vesicle-mediated transport; vesicle organization; membrane organization. Gene Ontology annotation, cellular component: COPII vesicle coat; endoplasmic reticulum exit site.